ACAAGAGAAAGGAGGAACCUGGAGGAUGCUUAAAUACCAGGCUUGCUUUCUUUAGUCAGCCUGCAGCAGAUCCAGCUUCCAGGUCAACAUGAAGGCUCUCCUCACCCUGGGAUUCCUCUUGCUUUCUGUCACUGUCCAGGCUAAGGUCUAUGAACGCUGUGAGUUCGCCAGAACUCUGAAAAGAAAUGGAAUGGAUGGCUACAGGGGAGUCAGCCUGGCCAACUGGGUGUGCUUGGCUCAGCAUGAGAGUAACUAUAACACACGAGCUACAAACUACAACCCUGGAGACAAAAGCACUGACUAUGGGAUAUUUCAGAUCAAUAGCCGAUACUGGUGCAAUGAUGGCAAAACCCCGAGAGCAGUGAACGCCUGUGGGAUACCCUGCAGUGCUUUGCUCCAGGAUGACAUCACUCAAGCCAUACAAUGUGCAAAGAGGGUUGUGAGGGAUCCACAAGGCAUUAGAGCAUGGGUGGCAUGGAGAAACUACUGUCAAAACCGAGAUCUCACCCAGUAUCUUCGGAACUGCAGAUUGUAACUGCCAUGUGCUUCCAGUUCAGCUCAUUCUGUCUCUUUCUCGCUCUAGAAGUAGUUACAGGAAAGGUCACACUUCCUUGGUUUCCCCUCAUAUAAGCAGCCUUUGAAAAGAAUCAAGAGCAAAAUGGAGACUGUUUCCCAAGAGGCUUAAUGCUGACUAAUGUGUUCACUGUUUUAAGAAAAACCUCCAUUUUUUUCAUUAACCCAUGCAGCAGAUGCUGGUGACAGUGGUCUAACACUUCAAUAGUCACACACAUCUCUAUCAGUUCUUCACAGAUGAAGUCACUCACAUGUACUUUCUUUAAACUUAAUCUUCAUCUCUCCCUUGUUGGAUUCACACACAUCAAAUCUUAAGAAGACAAGUUGAUCUUGGGUGAAAUGGCAGCUGUAUGAGUUCCCAGGCCUUGUGUAUGAUCUCAGAAUUCAGGCAGUUUGAACAACCACAGUGUGUGGCAAGGUGGGUUUUUAAGGGAACAGAACUCUGGGUGGAUAGAACUGAGAUUGCCUCACUCAGAAACUUGUAAUGAAAUGUGUGACCUUUCAAAAACAUUUUCUUAGAUUUGGCCACUUAUACUGCUUAAAAGUAAGUUCUCAACUCAUGUAUCAGUCUGUUUUAAUUCUUGUGAGAAUGUUCCCAUUCCUCUUGCUGAUCAUGAGGUCUUCCAGACUAGACUGUGCUAGCUCUUAGCUUUCUUAAAGUAACUUCAAGCAUAUCAGCUAACUCUGAGACUGAUGAGUUUGGAUUGGCAAAACUAAGUGCAUUGUGAAAAAUUACAAAUACCCAUUAAACAAUUUAAAU
Molecule: messenger RNA, 1333 nt
Organism: Microtus ochrogaster (prairie vole)
Lineage: Eukaryota; Metazoa; Chordata; Mammalia; Rodentia; Cricetidae
Product: lysozyme C-2
Biological process (GO): defense response to Gram-negative bacterium; defense response to Gram-positive bacterium
Molecular function (GO): lysozyme activity
Source: RefSeq, a predicted model, not a curated record